Molecule: messenger RNA, 1387 nt
Organism: Rosa chinensis
Lineage: Eukaryota; Viridiplantae; Streptophyta; Magnoliopsida; Rosales; Rosaceae
Exons: 1
Coding region: 277-996 (239 amino acids)
Source: RefSeq, a predicted model, not a curated record
GGGUAUUUUUGACUGACCAAACCUUUCUCCAACAGAUGUGCUUUUUACACAUGGAUUUGACAUCCACCUCUCCUCUGUAGAAAAUGACAGAAACCAUUGAAGCUGUCUUUUAAUUUUUUUAUUGUUUCUUUCUCUCACUCUCUCUCACACUCUCUUUCCCUUUCACGGCUUUCUUCCUCUCCUCUCACCCAGAACUUCAAGCUUCCACUAAAAAAUCACCCAUAACUUCAAGCUUCAAUCUUCCUCUUCUCAAGAUUCUUUUCUCUUCUUAGGAUCAUGGAUCAAGAGAAUUCACCUUCAUCUUCAGAUGGUGCAGAUGAGGAAUUUUGGGAUUUUGCCAAUUCAUCAUCAGACGAAGACUUGAUGAAUCUGCAGAUUGAAGCUCUACAAGAGAAGGGGAGAAAAAGACGUCGUGGCUCAAUUCCUGGUCGUAUAUAUAAAGAUAGACAACGACUGCAAGGCCACGAACCACUGUUCAAAGAUUAUUUUGCAGAAAAUCAUGUUCAUGAAGAAGUUGUAUUUUGGAGAAGGUUUCGGAUGCAUCGAGCUCUUUUUCUUCAAAUUCUCACUGUAGUAAAAGCUCAUGACUCAUAUUUUGUUCAAAAAAGGGACUCAGCAGGACGUCUUGGGCUAUCAUCUCUACAAAAAGUUACCGCUGCAAUGAGGAUGCUUGCGUAUGGAAUUGGGGCAGACGUUGUGGAUGCCUAUCUUACAAUCGAUGAAAGCACUGCAAUUGAAGCUAUGAAAAGUUUUGUCCAAGCUGUUAUCACUGUAUUUGGAGUUGAAUGCUUAAGAAAGCCAACUUCUGAUGAUAUUUCCAGAUUGCUAUUGAUUGGUGAGAGUCGUGGAUUUCCUGGAAUGCUUGGUAGUAUCGAUUGUAUGUACUGGAAGUGGAAGAAUUGUCCGGUUGCAUGGAAAAGUAUGUUUUCUCGUGGAGAUCAUCGUGAACCUUCAUUGAUUCUUGAAGCUGUUGCUUCACACGAUCUUUGGAUAUGACAUUCUUUUUUUGGAUUACCAGGCUGUCAUAAUGAUAUUAAUGUCUUAGAGCAUUCGCCUUUAUUUGCUGACCUCCGUGAAGGUCGAGCCCCUCCAGUCACUUAUAAGAUUAAUGAUCAUGAAUACACAAUGGGAUAUUGUCUAGCCGAUGGCAUAUAUCCUUCGUGGGCCACUUUUGUCAAAACCAUUCCAUGUCCACAAGGAGAGAAAGCAAAGAAUUUUGCUAAAGCUGAAGAGGGAUGUCGGAAAGAUGUAGAACGAGCAUUUGGAGUGCUGCAAGCACGUUUUGCAAUUGUUUGUGGACCGGCUCGUUGUUGGGAUCGUGAAACACUUCAAAAGAUCAUGAAAGCAUGUUUUUUCAAAACACUUCAAAAGUUAGAUGUUUUUUCAU